AUGGAUAGAAACAGACCACAGCAUCCGUUUCAGCAAAACUCCGUGGAACCUGGAUAUGUGAACGACCCUGUCCCUCAAGGAUUUGCGCCUGAUCGAAUGGGCAGGACGAAUGAAUAUGCCCGACCUCCCAAUUUGAAUGCUUCAGAGGUUAGGCCGGUGCUUAAUUACUCCAUACAAACAGGAGAGGAAUUUGCUCUUGAGUUUCUGCGCGAUCGGGUGAUUUCUCAAAGGUCUGCAAAUCCUAAUGCAGCUGGUGACAUGGUGGGAAAUGGGAUGAGGGAGUAUAAACUUGGGCAUAUACAGUCAGCACCAGAAGCUUCGUUAUGUCAAGAUAGAAAUUUAGGAAAUUUUCAUGGAUAUGCAUCUUCUUCAGCCUCGGGUAGUUUGACAGCAAAGGUUAAAGUUCUUUGCAGCUUUGGUGGGAAAAUACGUCCACGUCCAGGUGAUUCCAAGCUUAGAUAUGUAGGAGGUGAAACACACAUUAUUUCAAUAAGAAAAGACAUAACUUGGCAGGAGCUCAGGCAAAAAGUUCUUGAAAUCUACUACCGGACUCAUGUUGUGAAGUAUCAACUUCCUGGUGAAGAUCUUGACGCCUUGGUGUCUGUAUCAUGUGAUGAAGAUCUCCAGAAUAUGAUGGAUGAGUAUAAUGAGAUGGAAAACCGUGGGGGUUCGCAAAAGCUUAGAAUGUUUCUGUUUACGGUUAAUGAUUUGGAUGGUUCUCUUUUGGGGGUUAACAAUAAUGAUGUUGACUCUGAGUUCCAGUUUGUGGUAGCUGUAAAUGACAUGGACCUUGGAUCGAGAAGCAACUCAACCCUUAACGGAGUAGAGAGUUCUUCGGCAAACAAUUUAGCUGAGCUGGAUGUCAGGAAUACCGAGGGAAUCAAUGGUAUUGGCGCUUUGCCGUUAACGGGUGUUGGUUACCAACAAUCCUCUAUACAAUAUUCUGACUCUGCUCCACCAAGCUCCUUGCUUCAUUAUUCUCAAUCUAUUCCACACAAUGCUGCAUUUCAGUUUCAGCAAGCUGUUCCACCAAAUCCUACUCUUCCGUAUCCACAAUCUAUUCUACCAGGUUCCCCUCUUCAGUAUCCACAAUCGAUUUCCUCUAGCUCUUAUGGAAUGUACCCUCAAUACUAUGGAGAAAGAGAGCAAUUUCCGAUGCAUCAUCAUGAUCACAGUUCUAAUUACUCUAUUCCCAUGCCUUUCCAAGGACAGCCUUACCCUCACCCUGGCAUCACACAGCAAAACGUACCAGUGCAAGUAGAGGAACCAAACAUAAAACCUGAGACGAAAGUUCGUGAGAAUGCAGAGGCUGAAAAUCGUCAAAUUUUGGCAAAGGAUCGCCAGAAUGUUCCUCAAGCGGAUAAUGUUGAGGUUAAGAAUCACUACGAAGUUCGGGAGGCAUCAGUUGCAACAACUGUACCUAACCAGGAUGCUGCACAUAUGUUGCCCCCAAGAAGAGACACACGGCAGAACAAUCCAGUGAAGCCUUCUACCUACCGUGACGCUGUUGUUACUGAGCAGGUUCCUGUAUCUGGUGAAGAUGAUCAGCUUUCAACAUCAAGUGGUACUUGUGGUCUUGUUCAUACCGACUCUGAGUCAAAUUUAAUCGAUCUUGAUUACCCGGAACCUUUACAGCCCACACGGAGGGUAUACCGUUCGGAGAGGAUACCUCGUGAACAGUUAGAAAUGCUUAACCGCUUAUCGAAGUCUGAUGACUCACUAGGUUCUCAGUUCUUAAUGUCUCAUUCACAAGUUAGCACCGGACAGCAAGAUCCAGCAAAAGAAGCAGAGGGUAAAUCACAUGAAGAUUCCCAUAUUGUUAAUGAAACAAUAUCUGAAAACAUAAAGGCGUCGAAUGAAACCUUGGAGAAAACAACUGUCAAUGGUGGAGGUAUUGAGACCGAGGCUCCUAAAUUGAGCCAUGUAGACACAGCCAUGAAUCAUGUUAUCCCUGAAAAUCGAGCUUCUUCUGGCGUUCUUAUUGAUAUCAAUGACCGGUUCCCUCAGGACUUCCUUUCUGAAAUGUUCGCAAAGGCACUCUCUGAGGAUAUGCCACCAGGUGUCAAUCCAUAUCAGCAUGAUGGAGCUGGUGUUAGCUUGAAUGUAGAGAAUCAUGAUCCUAAAAAUUGGUCUUAUUUUCGGAAACUGGCCGAGGAACAGUUUAGUGAAAAAGAUGCUUCUUAUAUUGACCGAACCCCUGGCUUUCCAUCUGACAUGGAAGAUGCCGGAGAGAUUAGCAGACUGAAUCGCGUCAAUCCAUUGACUAGAGAUGGCGUUUCAACAGAAAAUUUAGGUCAAGAUUAUAAUUAUGGUGCUGGGAAUAACGAGGGUGUACAGAUGGAGGUCACAGAGAGUGAGGAGUUUGAUGCUAUGGUUGAGAAUCUGAGGUCGCCGGACUAUGAACAUGAGGAUGAAAAGACAGAAACAAGGAAUGCUGGACUUCCUCCACUUGGCGCAUCUCUGGCAGAUUACGACGCGAGUGGCUUGCAGAUCAUUAUGAAUGAUGAUCUCGAGGAGCUAAAGGAGCUUGGUUCUGGCACAUUCGGUACAGUGUAUCAUGGGAAAUGGAGAGGAUCAGAUGUUGCCAUCAAGAGGAUAAAGAAGAGUUGCUUUGCUGGCCGAUCAUCUGAGCAAGAGAGAUUAACUGGUGAAUUCUGGGGAGAAGCUGAAAUUCUUUCAAAGCUUCAUCAUCCAAAUGUGGUCGCAUUUUAUGGUGUUGUAAAAGAUGGACCUGGUGGUACGUUGGCCACUGUAACAGAGUAUAUGGUUGAUGGUUCUCUGAGACAUGUUCUACUCAGGAAAGAUAGACACCUUGAUCGUCGUAAGAGACUAAUCAUUGCCAUGGAUGCUGCAUUUGGAAUGGAAUAUUUGCACGCCAAAAACAUUGUUCACUUUGAUUUGAAAUGUGACAAUCUACUUGUGAACCUCAAAGAUCCUUCUCGCCCAAUCUGCAAGGUUGGUGACUUCGGUUUGUCGAAAAUUAAAAGAAAUACAUUGGUAUCGGGUGGUGUACGUGGAACACUACCAUGGAUGGCGCCAGAACUUCUAAAUGGUAGCAGCAGCAAAGUUUCAGAGAAGGUCGAUGUCUUCUCUUUCGGUAUAGUCUUGUGGGAGAUUCUAACUGGGGAAGAACCAUAUGCUAAUAUGCACUAUGGUGCUAUAAUAGGUGGGAUAGUAAACAACACACUGAGGCCAACCAUACCGAAUUACUGUGACUCGGACUGGAAAAUAUUAAUGGAGGAAUGUUGGGCUCCAAACCCGACAGCACGACCAUCCUUCACGGAGAUAGCCGGCCGGCUACGUGUGAUGUCAACUGCAGCUACAUCUAACCAAUCCAAACCACCAGCUCACAAGGCUUCAAAGUGA
Arabis nemorensis is the source of this 3366-nucleotide messenger RNA. The record is from the annotation of a GenBank genome assembly. Lineage: Eukaryota; Viridiplantae; Streptophyta; Magnoliopsida; Brassicales; Brassicaceae.